UUUGUGGAUGGACGGGCACUGGCUGGUGUGCUGUGGACUGAAACGUGCCUCUGUGUCCCGUGAGUGUUGUGUCAGUGACACACGAACCGAACGGCGACGCGAUGAAAGCGUGAGGCGACGCGUGUUUACACAGACGCUGCAUUCAAAGAGCAGCAGAAAUCAUAAAAGGAAUCCAUCAAGGGCCAUUGCGAGCAUGCACGGCUCUGUUUGUGUGUGUGAGUGAGUGUGUGAGUGUGUGUAAAGAUAUUUGAACAGUGAAGAGCUGCUGCUGGAGGACACUGAGACUGCUGUCAUUGUUGCACAUGUUUGCUCAGGUGGAAUAAUUGUGGAUUUUCAUCUAAGGAUUCACUGAGAAACUCACACCAUCAUCGUUCUCCAUGGUGCAUGAAAGCAGAGCGAUGGACGGGAUCGGGAACACUAUGCAGAAAAAGGCUGCAGAGCUGGAGCGGCUGGCUGAGGUGCUCAUCACCGGAGAACAGCUCAGGCUGCGACUCCAUGAGGGAAAGGUGAUCAAGGAUCGGCGCCACCACCUGCGAACUUACCCAAACUGCUUUGUGGCCAAGGAGCUGAUUGACUGGUUGAUUGAACAUAAGGAGGCGUCAGAUCGAGACACAGCGAUCAGGAUGAUGCAGAAGCUUUUAGACCAGAGCAUCAUUCACCAUGUGUGUGACGAGCACCGGGAGUUCAAAGACAUGAAGCUGUUUUACCGCUUCCGCAAGGACGAUGGCACUUUCCCGCUGGACUGUGAAGCCAAGGUCUUCAUGAGGGGCCAGAGGAUAUAUGAGAAGCUGAUGAACACAGAGAGUAACCUCGUGCAGAGCAGGGAGGAGGAGGGCGGGACCUUUGAGCGCACGCUGGUGGCCUCGGAGUUCAUCGACUGGUUGCUGCAGGAGGGGGAGAUGGCGACCAGGGAGGAGGCAGAGCAGCUCGGACGAAGGCUUCUCGAACACGGCAUCAUUCAGCAUGUCACCAACAAGCAUCACUUUGUCGACGGGUCCCUCCUCUUCCAGUUCAGAAUGAACUUUCGGAGACGACGGCGACUCAUCGAGCUUAUUUACGAGCGCGGCCGCUGCAUCCCCGAGAACCACGACAGCCCCUUCUGUCUCCGCAAGCAGAACUCAGAUGGAGGCAACACCAGCUUCCUCUCAGUCAGUCCCACUAAAGAGAUCAGGGUGGUGGUCGGAGUUCGUCGCAGCAGCAUGAGCAGCAGUUGUGGCAGCAGCGGCUAUUACAGCAGCAGUCCUACACUCAGCAGCAGCCCACCUUUCCUCUGCAACCCCAAAUCCGUUCUGAAGAGACAAGUGAGUCCAGAGGAGCUGCAGACACCGGGGGGACCUUUUAUGAAGAAGACAUUCACAAUUGUAGGUGAUGCUGUCGGCUGGGGUUUUGUGGUGCGAGGCAGCAAACCUUGUCAUAUCCAGGCCGUGGAUCCUGGUGGACCUGCAGCUGCUGCUGGUAUGAAGGUGUGUCAGUUUGUGGUGUCGGUGAACGGACUGAGCGUCCUCUCUCACGACUACCGGACCGUCAGCAACCUGAUCCUCACUGGACCCAGAACAAUCGUCAUGGAAGUGAUGGAGGAGGUAUAAGAGGAGCUGUGUUUUUAUAACGAUGUGGUCACUGCAGGGUUCACUGAUUGACGUCAGCACCACACAGACGGAGAACUGUAGACUCACUCUCUCUCUGUUUGGACAAGGUGGAGGGUCCCGUAUGUGGGUAUCCAUGUCAAGUCAAUGAUUCCACCAGUUGGUAAAUCAUAAAGGUCGGUCCACUUUGUUAGAAGCACACGCACGACAGAAUACAAGAACCACAACUUCCAGCAGCUUCAUUGUUACUUCCAGUUCUAAUGAAGAGGUCUGAGAGUUUUCAUGUGCGGUAGGGAAAACUGAAUUCCCUGUUUUUGUUCAGGAUCUCAACUCCGACUCAACUUUAGCUAAACAUGUCAAAUGACAUGAGACAGUUUUUUGUCUGUUUUUUUUUUUUUAAAACCAGAACCUGAAACUGAAACAUUGAGGAAGAUAUUCCAUGUCAACACAAUACAGUUACCUCUACCCCAGUUUCCAACCAUGGAUUCAAUUUCCUCAUGGCUCAACACUGCCCUCUGCUGGGGAAGACACACACACGCACAACAUUCGUAGUGAGGACACUUCUAACUCUAACCCUAAAACUAAGUCUUAACACUCAAAAAGUGACAGAACAUGAAGACCAGCCAAAAUGUCCUACUCCCUCCCUGUGGUUUCUAGGUUUUUUGGUCCUCAUGAGUUUCAGGAUGUUCUGUUGUUUCUGGUGUUUUGUCAGUGGAACCAUGUGAGAUAAUAAAAAGACACACGCACACAUUUUAACUACAUACAGAUAAUCAUAAACUCAUGGGUUUAUGAUUAGCUGCUAGUACAAAAUAGAAAUGCAGUAAUAACAUUUCCAGGUACAAUGUACAAACGCACAAACUGAGAGCGGAAGAGAACCCUCUUUUCUAAAAAACAAAUAAAUAAAUAAAUGGAUGAAACUACAGCGUGUGCCACAGCACUGAGAUAACGUCUUGAGAUGAAUGGCUUUUAAAGGAAUUUUCACUUGAUCGCUGUGUUUUUAGUGGUCGCCAUAUUUUGCAGACGAUGCCUGAUGUGCAGAUUUUACACUUGUGAGAGAAGAGCAGAGCUAAUAUUGUGUGCUGUAUUGUUGAGAUAACUGCUGUAAAAUACUACCUUUUUUCAAAGAGUUGCCUUUGUUGACUAAGGAGUGACAAAAUAAAAACACCACUUAUCUUUCACACCAUUGAAAAUGGCAAAUAAGUCAUCAACACGUUUUGCCAACCAGCUUUGUUUGUGAAGUAGACGCAAACAAUAGAUUCUAUUGACAUUUUUAAUACUAAUAUUGUACCUCCACAGUGCAUGUUCUUUGAUGUUUGAUGAAUAUUUGUUGGAAGUGUCCAAAACCAUGAUACAAUCAUCCAAAAUUUUAAUUUUGAAAUUAAGACAACAACCAUGUUAACAAAUUAUUAUUCGAGUUAAAACUGUAUAUUAUGUAAAAAAAAAGUGUUAGCUUCCAACUGUAUGUGUCACUUAUUUUGGACUGCAGUUGAAAUUAAGAUUAAGAACACUUAAAAUUGAUUUUAUGGACCUGUUUCUUUGAUUGCAGAUAUUUUAUCUUGAUAGAACAUGUUCUUUAAUGUCAUGAUGAAUACUGUAUGUGCCGGACGUGUUUAAGAGUGCAACAAUCCGGAGAUUGAAACCAAAACCAUGACACAUCUGUCCAUAGUCUUGUGACAGGGAACAAAAUUAAAACUAUAACACAUUUAUUACGUUUAUUUAACUAAUUAAAAUGAAGACAGAGUGUUUAUUUUACACCUCUUAUUCUAUUUUAUAGGAGACCUGACUGUUUUUGGUCCAAUCUGCAGGAAAAGUUAAGAUAGAGUUAAGAGUGUAAUUAGCACAAAAUGGACGAUAAUUUAAGAUUACCAAUCCCGAAGAAACAAACAAACAAAGCAGAACCAAAAACAAGAAAACAAAAAGUGAAGACUUUUUCCAAACCACAUAUUUGGAGAAUUGUUUCACCCCUAAUGAAUAUUUAUGCACUUGAUUGACAAAAGCACUUAGGCGACAGAAGCUUUCCAUUUUGGAAUAAGUUUUAGAAUUUGAACUUGUAUAUGUGCCUAUGAAUAUACAAUCUGACCUCCUUAAUCUGAAAAUAAGAAGAAAUAAUAAUCUUUGCCCACAAAUCCUGUUUUUGUGAGACAGUGUGUUAGAUAAUCAUACCUGUAAUAAUCACGAUCGCUGAGAUUAACGUGAAUGUUGUGUUUUAAUUUGAUGAGGUCGGCGUUUAGGAAACUGAAACUGUCAGUAUUAAUGUGAACAUCUUUGUGUUGUAAUGGUUAACGUGUAUCAAUCACACAUUUCCAAGCAAAAUAUGACGGAAUAAAGCGUCAGUUUCCACAGAUCA
Solea solea (common sole) is the source of this 3930-nucleotide messenger RNA. It is a transcript of the gene deptor, whose product is annotated as DEP domain containing MTOR-interacting protein. Gene Ontology annotation, biological process: intracellular signal transduction; negative regulation of TOR signaling. NCBI's taxonomy places the organism in Eukaryota, Metazoa, Chordata, Actinopteri, Pleuronectiformes, Soleidae. The transcript has 10 exons. The record is from RefSeq and is a predicted model, not a curated record. Gene Ontology annotation, molecular function: protein binding. The coding region runs from base 378 to 1586 and encodes 402 amino acids.